UGUUGAUGCCCAAGAUUGAAGAGUGCUGGUGGUAUUUAGUAGUUAUUAUUAUUUUUUUUAACGUGUAAAUGUAUAUUUAAAAGACUAUAAACGUAUAAUCACUUGAUGUUCAGUAGAACAUUAAACAAUUCCUGCCAUGGUUACUAGAACUGCAUUUUAGAUGGAGUAGUAUUAGGCAGUUUGGAAUUAUGUGAAUUUGAAAGUGACAUGAAAACCUAAAAUAGACAGAUGUCAGACAUAAAUGAAGGUAAAUAAGAAGACACCUUGAUAUGGCAGUCCGUGUUGAAGGUCAUUCACAGGUGUCUCAAAGACAGUUUUCUCAGGAAUAUUAGUCAUGGCUGCGGAACCAAAAGGCAUGACAAACGAGGAGGCAGCUGCAUGCUGCGCAGAACCACACGAAUCCACAAAGGAAUUCAUUAUGCAGCAAACAAUGUUUCGAAUUAAGGACCCAAAGGAAUCAUUGGACUUUUACACUCGUGUUAUGGGAAUGCGCUUGCUAAAAAAAUUAGAUUUUCCCUCAAUGAAAUUCUCGCUUUACUUUGUUGGGUAUGAAUCUGCGAAUGAUAUACCUUCAGAUGAAACAGAACGCACUUCGUGGUGCUUCUCAAGAAAGGCUACAGUAGAGCUUACACACAACUGGGGAACAGAAUCUGAUCCAAACUUCACAGGAUAUCACAAUGGGAAUUCUGAACCAAAGGGUUUUGGCCACAUUGGAGUUAUGGUUCCUGAUGUAGAUAAGGCAUGUGAAAGAUUUGAGUCCCUUGGGGUCAAGUUUGUGAAAAAGCCAAAUGAUGGAAAGAUGAAAGGACUUGCAUUCAUUCAAGAUCCAGAUGGGUACUGGAUUGAAAUUUUCAACUCUGGAACCAUUGCAACACUGGUUUAACUCAUAGAAAUGGGUUUAAGUUUUUGGCUUCCAAAUUGUAUUUAUAAAAUUGUUUUAUGAAUGUAUUGUUUGUUAUCCACUACUUCAAUGACUGUUCAUGAAGUCAUGGUUAAAAUUUGAGGCACUUUCUUUUUUUUAGCCAAAAUAUAUUAUUUAAAUGACAUUAAAUACAAGUUUACUAAUGUCAAAAGUUGUC
Molecule: messenger RNA, 1079 nt
Organism: Penaeus chinensis
Lineage: Eukaryota; Metazoa; Arthropoda; Malacostraca; Decapoda; Penaeidae
Gene: Glo1
Product: lactoylglutathione lyase-like
Exons: 6
Coding region: 335-883 (182 amino acids)
Molecular function (GO): lactoylglutathione lyase activity; metal ion binding
Source: RefSeq, a predicted model, not a curated record